Stegostoma tigrinum is the source of this 5365-nucleotide messenger RNA. RefSeq names its product centrosomal protein 135 (gene cep135). The transcript has 26 exons. Lineage: Eukaryota; Metazoa; Chordata; Chondrichthyes; Orectolobiformes; Stegostomatidae. The record is from RefSeq and is a predicted model, not a curated record. Bases 152 to 3625 code for a protein of 1157 amino acids.
GUGGAGUCGGUGCGCGCCAUUUUCAAACGUCUUACCGCGGGAGGUUCUCGUUCCGGCGGCGGCAGGAGGCAGCGGAGUCGCUGAGAAAGUCGCGGGUGGGGCUAGGGAGCUCACGGACUAUACAUAAAUUUAUGGUGAACUGUUUCUUAAAAUGACCACCACCUCAGAGAGAAAGUUUAUAAACCUGCGGAAACGUUUAGAUCAGCUUGGCUACAGGCAACCCCUUGGGAUCGAGACUCUCCCACUGGUGGAAAAACUCUUCAGUGAUUUGGUGCACACAACAGAAAGCCUUCGCAAUGCCAAGCUGUCAUCUGGAAAAACGGAAAAAGAGACCAAGAACUUGGACUCUGUACUUGAACCAUAUAGAGCUGAAAAUGCCCGUCUUGUACAAGAGAAUAACAAGCUCCAUCAGGAAUUACUGAGGUUAAAGGAAGAGUCAGAUCAACAUGCUAAAGAUUUAAAACAUACCAUAAGAAAAUUGGAACAUGACACUGCAGAUUUGAAGUUUUUAAAUAACCAGUAUGUGCAUAAAGUACGAUCCCUAGAAAAGGAAAGUAAAGCAAAGACUGAUAAGAUCCAGCAACUACAAGAGAAAAAUCUGCAAGCUGUUGUGCAAACUCCAGGUGGUAGAAAGCGCACUAUCCCAUUUCGUCGACAGCGAAUGCAAAUUGAUCAGCCAGUUCCUCCAUCUGGAAUUGCAUCAGCACCACAAAUUCAUACAGAAGAUCCUUAUUUCAUGGACCUCUUGAGUGUGGCUGAUAAUAGAAUACUCGAUCUGCAAGCUACAGUUGAUGAGCUGAAAUGUGAACUGGAAAAAUCAGAUCGUGGGAUGAGAAAAUUCCAGAGGCAGAUUGAAGUAAGAGAUGAGGAAAUAGAACGCUUGAACCGGACUCUGGAAGGUGGUCGUCCUCAUGAUGUUAUCUCUCUAGAAGCUAAAAGCAAAAGUAAUGAGCGUCUUAUAGCACACUUAAACCUACAGGUUGAAUAUCUUCAGCGAACUAACUGCGAUCUGGAGAAGCAGUUGAAAGAACUUAUGGAGAAAAAAAGUGAUGCAGCAAAUGAGGUUGUAAAUCUAAGCACGAAAAAUGAACACUUGUGCAAUGAAUUGAAUGAGAUUGACCAUUUGGCACAGCAGUUGGAAAGAGACAAAGAAAUUGCACUAGAGAUUGCUGAUAAAGAAAUUCAAGAAGCGAAGGAUGAAAUCCAGAAGCAGCACAAAGAACUGGAAGGAUUUGAAGAAACGAUUGCUAGACUGACCAAAGAACUUACUGCAACACAUGUUGACAACACCAAACUUCAAGAAGAGUUACAGUGUAAAGUGGAAGAAAACAAAACUCUCAAUGAUUUGUUAAAUCAAGUAAAACAGGAAAAACAAAGGCUGGUUGAAAGAAUUGAUAAACAAGUAGCAACAGAACGAGAAAUAGUGUUGGAAUUGGAAAGAAUGCGAACGAAGCAUGGUGUUCUCAAAGGAGACACAUCACCAUCAAGACUAGAUAAAUUCGUAAAGACAUUAGAAGAAGAGCGGGAUUAUUACAAAAGUGAAGUGGAAUACCUGCAGGAUAUGAUAUCUGCAAAGGGUAGCCCAAUCUGUUCUCCAAGACGUGGACGAAGCCCAGUACGAGUUUCACCUGUGAAGACUAGUAGUCUCAGCACCGAGCUGUUACAGGCUAUCAGAGAGCGAGAUGAAUUACAAGCAGUGUUGGAUAAUUUUGAGCAACACAUGGCAGAAAUCCAAUCCAAUGUCAAGAUGGUGACAGCGGAACGAGACAGGUUACUUAUGAUUUAUGAACAGAAUCAAGAUGAGUUGAACAAAUUGAAAAAGGAAGUGCUAAUAUCACCGAUCUGCCAAAUGCGUGUGCAAGAGGAAAGAGAUGAAGCUAAAGCAGAUCUGAAAAGAAUGGCAGCUGAAAAAGAGAAUUUGAGAGAGCGAAUGAAGAGCAUCCUUGAAACAGCUGAUCUCAACACAAAACGGAUGGAACAGACGAUAUCACAGUUAGAAAAUAAAACAUGUGAACUUGAUGAUGAAUGCUUCAACCUCAGGAAGAAAGUAGCAAAGCAAAAGGAAGAAAUUGCAGCACUCGAAGAAAAAAACAAGUGUCAAUCACAAAAACUCUCGCAGGCCAGUGAUGAUGUUGCACAGCAAAAGGCAGAGCUGAGUUCAGUUAGGUUGCUGAAUGAACACCUGGAGAAGUCUCUUGCAGACUUACAGCAUCGGUUGAGUGCGAAAACCAAAGAGCUUCAAACAUCGCAGGACAGAAUUAACAGACAAGAGGAGAGACUAGGUGAGUUCAACCGACAGAAUUCUGCUCUACGAGAAGAAAUCAACUUAUUAAAAACUACAGUAUCUGCUCUAGACCAGGAAAAGGAUUGCCUGCAGGACGCUGUAGAUGACAAAACGGAAAAAAUUGCUACUUUAGAAGAGAACCUUGCCAAUCGGGAAAAAGCGAUAACAAAUAUGAAAAUUACUGUGACUGAACUAGAAUCUGCAUUAGACCUUUUGAAUGACACCCUAAGUAACCGAGACCGGGAAAUAAAUUCCUUACGUCGGCAACUAGAUUCUAUUCAUAAGGAUUCAGAGGAAUUAGAACAGUGUCGAGAUGCUGCAUUUAAAGAAAAUCGUUGUCUGCGAGAUGACUUGACUCAAAUGACGAGGGAAAAUCAGGCGGUCACAAAUGAGUUGGAACAAGCUUUGCAUGAAAAGGAUGAGUUAAAAUCAAGAGUGCAUAACUACAUCAAUGAAGUGGCAAGAAUUGAAAGCUUAAUGGUUGCCAAGGAACAAGAACUCCAUCAUAUGCUGGAGCAAUUCCGAAUGGCGAGUAAUCAGGCCGAGAACUGGGAGAACAAGGCUCAUCAGGCAGAGGGCGAAAGUAGCUCAAUUCGAUUAGAGCUCAUGUCCGUAGACACAGAGAGACGGCAUCUUGAGGAAAAAGUCGGCAAGCUUGAAAAGGAAAUAGAGGAGCACCUAGCUGCCCAACAAGCAUAUGAGAAAGAGAUUUCCUGUAUAUCUAAAAGCAUGUGCAAACUGGAAGAAGAGCUGCGGCAGACACAGGCUGAGAAAUGCCAUGUUUUAGGGGACCUGGCUUCAGUCAGAGAACUGUGUGCCCAACUGGAUUCGAAUAAGGAAUUGCUUUCACGGCAACUUACUUCUAAGAAUAUGGAGCAUGAAAAGACCUUAAGUGAACUGGAAGAUUUGAAAUCCGAAGUUGAAGUUUUAAAGAAACAGAUGUGUACUGAACGGGUCACAGUAAAGAACCUUGAGACAUUGUUGACAUCGACGCGAGAAAAGGAGUUUCAGUGUCAUCUGUCAAAGAAUGAAAAAGAGUCAGAAAUACAGCUUCUUGGAGACAAGCUGACUCUAGCAGAGAGCAAAGUAUCAAGCCAGAAUAGAGAAAUAGCUCAGCUUCGUGCUAAGUCUUCACAACUUCAAGCGGAGCUUGACCUUAUCAAACGUCAGCUAACAACAGAACGUUUUGAAAGAGAGCGUGCAAUUCAAGAGAUGCGUCGGCACGGCCUUUCUACUACAAUCAGCUCCUUAUCUCCACUCAGAACAUCAGUGAGCCCUGUUUCACAUUCACACGAUAUGGGCUCGCCUAAAAAAGCAUCAGACCAUUUGACUGACUGUUAAAUGACAAAAGUUUGUUUUAAGGAGUAUCCUUUACGCAAGCCAGUUGAAUGUUUCACAAAUGGAGCUACAGUUCUCACCAAAAGAGCGUAUCUGAAGUUGCAAGCUGAAUCUUUUACAAUAUUGGUUUCAUCACACUUUGCAGAAUUUUGAAAUGAAGCAAUCUAAGUUCAAGGCAAAUUUUUUUAUUACAUUUCUAGUCAUUGGAGUGAAUUGUGAUAAUUCCAUGACACUUCAAUGUUCUAUACACAUUUGUCAGCUUGUUUAACAUUUUAGUGUUAUUAAAAUAUCAGCAUUUUUCCAAUUGUUCAAAUAACAUCUAGCCUGUGCUUAAAGUAGGUUUUAACUUCUGCAUUACACUGCUUAUUAAAACAAAAGAGCUUGCCCAACCAUAUUUUUGUUCUGUGAUGUGUGACAGAACAGCAGCUACAUUUAGGCCCUUUCUCAUUUUCAAAUGACUGCACAACAUUUAAAUUGGAGACUGCAAUUGACCAAUUUUCAAAUAGAUUUUCUUAACAUCUUCAUUGAGCAUAUAUUUACAUAUGUACAUAAUUAUUAUCGUGAGCUUACAUAUAUUUCACAGGAUCAAAUCUACCAUAACAAUAUAAUGAGAAGUGAACCAUAAAAGUUUUUUUCCUGCUACAGUAAAGCUACAAGAUGAUAUAUGAAGCAAAUAGGAAAAAAGAAUACUCCUUUAUAAACAAUGUGAAUUAAAGUUUACUGAAUUAUUGAAUCUAAAUAUGGUGUUAUUAUUUUUAUAUUUUCCGAUACACACUCUCAAACAGACCCAAUAAAAUGUGGCACUGAGAUUUAUUCAUUCUUAUGUAAUGCCUAUUUUAUGCUGUAAAUAUCUGUACUAUACUGUCAGUCAUAAUGAAGAUUUUUUUAUUCCGCAAAGAUAUUUUUGUAUUGAAUUAGGAUUUCAGUUUUAUAUACAAGCUAUUUUUUAAUAUGUUUGUUCUCAGUAACUGUGACUAGUAUUUUUGCUACCAUUCCCAAAAUUGUCUCCUCUUAUUAAUAACUGUCAUUGAUGUGUCGUCUCAUACUUGACCAUACAAUAUAAACUGAGAUUUUACCAUCUUGAUAUUCUCUUGAGGCAUACCUAUCGUAAAAUGGGCUAAUAACAUGUUUAAUAAAUGCAAAUGAGCUUCUCAGGCUGGAUUUAACAAUGUUUUAACAUAGCUACUAAGAAAUCAGUAUUGAUUUCUUGAGUGUAAUUCAUAACUAUAUACAGUAACUAUUAAAUAGCAACUUUAUAUUUUGAUCAAGUAUAUUUUGCUUUGACUUCCUUACACCAUGGAGGUUCCACCGGAAUAAAAUAAGUGAAAUCAGUUACUGAUUUAAAAAGUGAUGGUUUUCACGUUAAAAUAAAAUCUCUUAUUCAUGUUAUCCAGUUAGAUAUUCCAGGACUGUGGUCCUAAUGUCAUAUAAUAUGGCUGCCUCAAAUUUUUACACCUGUUUUUCAUUACAAAGUGAAGUUUUGGAUAAUGGUACAGAUUCACCUAAGUGGACGUUUAUUUUCGUGAAGCAUACCUGUAAGAUUUAUUUAGUAUUCCAAAUUUUGAACUGCAUUAAAUUAUCUUCAGUUUAUCUUUGUUAUUUAAAUGAUUUUACAUUUGUUUAUAUUUUUGCUUUAGUACUGACUAGAUGCCGACUUUUGGAGUUUUUUUGCCAAUUGUAUUUAACCUAGUACCUAUUUAUUAAAAUUUUUAAUGAACAUUAAUAAAAGUUGAGGUUAUUAUA